AUGUCUGCUAAAGCAGAAUCCAAGGCCUAUACAGAGGAUAAAAAGGACCCUGUACCUGAAUUGAAUGUCAAAAAGGGUCCUAUUAGACCUUACAUUGUCACCGAGCCACCAGCUACACUAAGUAGCCUGCGUACGCCAACAUGCUGGAAAGAAAAGGCACUAAUUGGUGCUCUAUGCUUUGUCACUGCAUUCGUUAGAUUGUAUGGUUUAUCAUACCCAGAUUCAGUAGUCUUCGAUGAAGUUCAUUUCGGUGGAUUUGCAUCAAAGUAUAUUAAGGGUAUUUUCUUCAUGGACGUUCACCCCCCACUAGCUAAAAUGCUUUUCGCUGCUGUGGGUUCUAUUGCUGGAUUUACUGGAGACUUUGAUUUUAAGAACAUUGGGGACGUUUUCCCAGAGACCACUCCAUACUUUUUCAUGAGACUAUUCUCGGCUGGUCUGGGUGCAUGCACGGUUUUGUUGAUGUACUUGACAUUAAGAUGCUCGGGCAUUAGAGUUCCUAUUGCUUUCUUGGCAGCUCUAUGUUUUGCAGUUGAGAACUCUUUCGUGACAAUCUCUCGUUACAUUCUUUUGGAUGCCCCACUAAUGUUUUUCAUCGCAGCAGCAGCUUACUCCUUCAAGAAAUACGAACUUUAUCCCCAAGGAUCCUUGGGCUCUUACAAGUCUUUACUCAGCACAGGUAUGGCUUUGGGUAUGGCACUAUCUUCCAAAUGGGUGGGUCUUUUCACAAUUGCAUGGAUCGGUUUGUUAUGCAUCUGGAGAUUGUGGUUUAUGAUUGGCGAUCUAUCAAAGCCUGUUUCUCACACUUUUAAGGAGGCUGUCAAGAAGGGUCUACUUUUGCUUGGUGUCCCAUUGGCUCUUUACCUAGUCUUCUUCUACAUUCACUUUGAGACGUUGACCGUCUAUUCUGACGGUGCUGGCUUCUUCUCAUCUGCUUUCAGAACCACUUUACUAGGAAAUACUAUUCCUAAGAAUAUCUUGGCUGAUGUUGGUAUUGGGUCCAAGGUUACUAUCCGUCAUAUUGCUACUAUGGGAGGCUACUUACAUUCACACGAUCAUAUGUACGAGAAAGGUUCCCAACAACAGCAAAUUACGUUGUACCCUCACUUGGACGGAAAUAAUGACUGGAUUAUCGAAUUAAAUGAUCAGCCAAAUACAGAAGUUACCUCAUUUAUCGGUCUCGAAGAUGGUACCACCAUCAAGUUGAAGCAUGCAAUCACACAGCGUAGAUUACAUUCUCAUGAUCACAAAGCACCAGUGUCUGAAAGUGCCGACUGGCAAAAAGAAGUUUCAUGUUAUGGUUUCGAAGGUUUUGAAGGUGAUGGGAAUGAUGACUGGGUCGUUGAAAUUGAUCAAGAAGCCUCGGCUCCAGGUGAAGGUCAAAAGCGUAUCAGAGCUAUUGAAACUAAAUUUAGAUUGAGACAUGCUUUAACUGGUUGCUACUUGUUCUCACAUGAGGUUAAACUACCAAAGUGGGGUUUUGAACAACAAGAAGUCACCUGUGCAAGCCAAGGGAAAAAACAUUUAACAUUAUGGUACAUCGAGGGUAACGAAAAUGCUAACCUCCCCGAAGAUGCUGAGCGCGUCUCAUAUCAAAGGCCUAGCUUUUGGCAAAAGUUUUUGGAAUCACAGCAAAGAAUGUGGCAUAUCAACAAAAACUUGGUCGAGCCUCACAUCUAUGAAUCUCAACCAUACUCUUGGCCAUUUUUGCUUCGUGGCAUUAACUACUGGGGUCAAAACCAUAGGCAAGUUUAUUUGCUCGGUAAUGCAAUUUUAUGGUGGUCUGUAACUGCAUUCAUCGGUCUUUUCGCAUUUGUUGUUGUUUGUGAGUUACUAUACUGGCAAUUAGGUCAUCCAAUCUUGCAAGAUUCAAAGGUGAUCAACUUCCAUGUUCAAGUUAUUCACUACUUGCUUGGUUAUGUCUUGCAUUACUUGCCUUCAUUUUUGAUGGGACGUCAAUUAUUUUUGCACCACUACUUGCCCGCAUAUUACUUCGGUAUUCUUGCUUUUGCACAUGCUCUAGAUAUAAUCGUGACUGUUGUUUUCAAGAAAAAGAAGCUGUUCGGCUACGCUGUAGCAGGUGCUUUCUUGAGUGGUGUUGUUUACUUCUAUCAGUCAAACAAGGCCAUCAUCUAUGGUACUCCAUGGACUCAGGAUCUCUGCAGAAAGUCUCAAUGGGUGUCUGGCUGGGAUUACAACUGCAAUAAUUUCCUAUCAUCUUACGAAGAAUAUGCCAACCUUCAAACGCCAGAGGGCACUCAAGCUGGACUAUCACCAUCAAAAACUGCCGAGGCUGGUGCCGAUGCUCAACCUACUGGAGGUUCUUCUGAAGCUCACCAAGAGACUGUAGUUGAAUAUCAAGAGCCUGUGGCACAAGAAAAUUUUGACAUGGAUCAGCUUUUGGCUGGUCCAGGGAAGAAGAGAUUUGUGGACGCAGACGGAAACGAAUUACCUAUUGAUGUUGCUAAAGAGAUUUUGGGUAAUGGCGGCUCGGUAGUUAGUAUCGAACACCGCGAAGUGUAG
Molecule: messenger RNA, 2520 nt
Organism: Lachancea fermentati
Lineage: Eukaryota; Fungi; Ascomycota; Saccharomycetes; Saccharomycetales; Saccharomycetaceae
Source: the annotation of a GenBank genome assembly